AUGGACAACCAACAAGAAGGCUACAGGAUACAAUAUGAUGGACCAAAUAAUGUUCUGCCCCAGUCAACAACUCAUCCAUCAAGGGAGGCUCACAAGAAGUACAUGGAAGCAAUUACAAAGAUGAAAACUACUACGAAACCACCAAUAUGUAUCACUUUCAGAGAAACCAUUGCAUGUGAAGACAAGACAAAACUAUCUGAGGAUCAUCCAUUCAAGUCCAGCAAAUACAUCUUCGAGUACAUUAAGAAAGGAAUGCCACAUGUCCAAAUAGUUCUCGACGAAGAACACCCCAACUACAAAGAAAAUUAA
This is a messenger RNA of Triticum turgidum subsp. durum (durum wheat), 309 nucleotides long. The record is from the annotation of a GenBank genome assembly. Lineage: Eukaryota; Viridiplantae; Streptophyta; Magnoliopsida; Poales; Poaceae.